Molecule: messenger RNA, 999 nt
Organism: Acanthoscelides obtectus
Lineage: Eukaryota; Metazoa; Arthropoda; Insecta; Coleoptera; Chrysomelidae
Source: the annotation of a GenBank genome assembly
AUGCGUGUCUUCAAUUCCCCGGUCAUCGCCUGGAUCAACUUGUCCUUGGCCUUGCACUUGUCUUGGAGGUUGUUCAAUGCCAACUUCAACCCCGACAUCGUCUGCCCGAACGCCGAGGCCUGUUUGACCAACGGAUUUGCCCCACCGCCAACUCCUUGGGUCGCCGUCAUCUGCACACAUCAAUUCAUCAAUUUUGCCAGUGGCAACUCAUCAGGAUACCAAAGAAUAAGAUUGUUGCGAGCCCAAACUAUUUUGCCGCUUGAGAAAUGUGGCAAUAAUACGAAUGAAUGCAGUACAUUUUAUUGCGUUCGUAAGUGCCCACCCUCUUUGAAGGGUAUAAUGCCGAAGCUUGGUUUCUUUUGCCGUCAAGAGAUUUCUCACAGAUGCACGUGUAGCAAUCGCAUUCAAGAGGAUGUUGAGAUGCUUGACGAUACUGGGAAGAAGAGACCUACACUGGACAGAAUGUUCGCUUCGACGUCACAAAGAAAUGAUGAUGGUUUGCGGGCGUCUUACAAUAUCUCGUUACUUAUAGCAAAAUCCGGAAAACCGCAUACUAUCGGAGAGAAGUUAAUUUUGACAGCCGUUGAAGAGGUUUUAAAAACUGUUUUACACAAACCUGCAUCUGAUAUCAUUAAAAGAAUUCCCUUAAGCAAUAAUACUGUUGAAAGACGUAUUGAUGAAGUGAGUUCUGAUAUUGAAAGCUUCUUAUGUAAUUAUUUGCAAACGACCCAUUUCUCUAUACAACUGGACGAGUCAACUUUACCUGAUAAUGCAGCAUUAUUAUUGGCAUAUGUUCGUUUUAUUAUGAAUCAAGAAAUCUACGAAGAACUGCUCUUCGCAAGAACUUUGAUAACCGACACUAAAGCUGAAUCAAUAUUUCAUGUUUUGAAGGAUUACUUAAUUGAAAAAGCAAUUCCUUUAUCAAAUAUAAUAUCAGUAGCUACAGAUGGAGCACCUGCCAUGGUGUUGACGGCACAAAGUGAUAGAUAUACAAGAUAG